Messenger RNA from Helianthus annuus (common sunflower), 2338 nucleotides. Its product is annotated as transcription factor bHLH25. Bases 665 to 1144 code for a protein of 159 amino acids. Gene Ontology annotation, molecular function: protein dimerization activity. The transcript has 6 exons. NCBI's taxonomy places the organism in Eukaryota, Viridiplantae, Streptophyta, Magnoliopsida, Asterales, Asteraceae. The record is from RefSeq and is a predicted model, not a curated record.
AUGCCAUACAUCAAAACACCAGCAAUAAACCCACCGCUCUUCCAAUUAGAAAAAAAUUCAGUUGCCAGAGAUAUCGUCAAAGGAUUGGAUAGAGCGUUGGGCACGCCGGCGAGAGCGGCCAAGCUGUGGCGGAGCAACGGCGAUAAUACCGCUUUCCGCCAAGUGCACGGUUGGGAUUAAGCGUCGGCGGUGGUCCCACGUUGAGCAAACAAAACCGGUUCCGGCCAGAUUAGGGUUCCGGCCAUUAUCCGGUCACCAGCUUACAUCUUGGAUGGUGGAUUGGCCGGCUCUUGGAGGUGAUUGGCUUAGCUUGGUGGUUCCUCUGGCAAAUCGAUUGUAUCAUUCUUUUUCUUUUUCAAUUGUAUUAUGGAAGACCAGCAACCAACAUCUCUAAUCUGAAUCGUUUUGCUAUAUGAAAUACACCUAAUGUUGCUCAUGGUUUUCGAUUAGGGGUCAUGUUUAUCACAUUAAAGUAGCUUGCUCAACUGUCUGUGGUUAAUAGAAGAGAUAUAGGGGAGUAAGAGCAACAAGAGAAUUCGUUGAUCGAUACAACUUUUUUUCCAUCCUAAAUCAUGUCCCAAUCUGACUCGACUUGACUGGAACCUUUCGAGUUAGACUUAGUUAGUUACUCUAAUGCAUACCGCCACCAGAAACCUUGGAAAGUAUGACGUCCGGAGGUGGUGAACGGCUCCCACCACAAACGCGGAUGGAUAAGGCUUAUGUUCUCGGAGAUGCAAUCGAGUACAUGAAAACCCUUCAAGAGGAAGUGAAAACACUUGAGGAGCAGACCUCCAAGAGAUCAAACGUAGAAUCUAGAAGAUUUGAGAUGGUGACCGUUGGCGGUGAAAUAUCUUCAUCAGACGAAAAUAUCUCAUGUUUAUCAGAGCAAUUGCCUGAAAUCAAGGCACGGUUCAUAUGCAACGAUGUUCUAAUAAGAAUCCAUUGUGAGAAAAAACUGGGUGUUGUUGGAAAAACAUUAGCUGAAAUAGAGAAGCUGCACUUAUCUGUGAUCAACAGCAAUGCUGUGAUCUUUGCCAACUCUAUGCUUCAUAUCACCGUAGUCGCUCAGAUGGAUAAAGAUUUAACGAUGACAGCGAAGGAUUUUGUAAGAAAUUUACAUUCCGGUCUCAAGCAAUUCAUGUGAAGACUAGAAAGCGCGGUUCUUUAUCUGUGCAGUUAAUCUUGCUUGGUUAUGAUUUUAGUCUGUCAAAGGAUCGCAUACUCAUGAGGAUGUGCAAAAAUGUCUUGAGGUCAAUAUCUUUCGAUUUUUCAUCUCAUAUGAUUGUGUUUUGAGGUUGGGUCACUUUCAAUGUUUCAACUGAGAACGGUUAUGACACAAACAAAGUAGUUUGUUAGAUUGCAGGUCAUAUUUUAUUUGUAACGGGGUAAACUUCAUAUGGUAAGGUAAGAUUAUAGCUUGUAGGUCGGGUUACAACUUUGAUUGCAAUUUAUUUUUUAUUCUGUAGGUGCAGCUAGCAUCUUUGCAUAUGGUAGGGUGAUUAUGGGUUGUUGAUCAGCUUACAACUUUGAUUGUAACAACUUUUUUUUGUGUGUAUAUGAAAAGCCAUUGGGUUCCAAUAAGAUUAUCACAUAUUUGAGUUUCAAUAUUUAAUGCCUCCUUUUUCGCUCAAAUAGAAGGAUAUGCAAAAUUUAAAAAAUGUACUUUUCAUAAUUUACUUAUACAUAUUUUUGGUUUUGUAUUUGCAACAUCAUAUAACCAUCGUUUGCAAAUGUAAUUGUAAAAAUUCUACUAUAUCAUAAAAUUACUACACAUACUGUAUGUGCUUACAUAUUGUUUGAAGUCUUUAUAUUACUUGGGCAUGUUUUUUGGCGUUAAGAUAAAUGGUGAAAAAAAGGUCCAUAUUUCUAUCAUGUUUGUGGCUUAAGCUUGCUAUAUUUCAACCCAAACUGGACUUCUUAUGUGCAGGUAUUAGGACGAUACAUCGGUCACAAAACUAACUUUGUUCAACAAGUAUUUAAAUUCUUUUUAUAUAUGUGUUAUCACCAAACAGAAGUCUCUCAUUAGUCCAAUUGCACCAGAAUUCACCUACAAACUGGAAUUCCUGCUGCAACCAGACUUCACCUUCAAACUGGGAUUCCCAUCGCGACACAGGGACGGUUUUAAUAAAAUACAAAACAUGUAUUCCGGAUAUUUCUCUUUGUUCGGUUCUUUCUAUCGUUGUGAUGUGCUUAUUUUUAGUGUUUGAUAUAUUUUUAGGUUUUUUUUUGUUGUAGCGCGUUAUUGAAACCGACACCCGCCGCAACGCGCGCGAUUGAUUUUACUAGUUUUUUUAAAUUUUAAAUUUUUGUUAACAGUUUGUUUAUUUUGUUUAAAGUU